AAGAGCAUUUUCAUUGGUGGAUUUGAUGCUGACGUUUGAGGGUUCUGGCUCGGGUGUGCGGCGCAUGCGCACUAGCUCCUUCGGCGGAGAUGAGCCUGAGCCAGCGGUAGGAAUGAUAAUGAUGGUGAUGAUGCUGCUGCGCGGAUACAACAACAUCCAGAAUAAACCCCUGACGCAUCGGCAUGAUAACUGAAACCUAAUAGAAGGGAAGCAGGAGAAUGAGGCCUGUAGAUAAACAAUGGCAGCAGGGGCAGCGGAUGGUGAUUUACGGGACGAUCUUCCUCAUCAUGACCCUCCUCAUCCUCUACAGCUCGAACAGCUCAGCUGAUAUUUACAGCUCCUUUAAAGUCAGUGAGUUUCAUCACACGGUCAAAAACACCAACCUCAAGAAAUGGGCUGGGAAGGAGGGAUAUCUUCCUGUUUACGGCAACAAGAGCAUGAACCUGCACUGCCAUCAGUGUGCAUUAGUGACCAGCUCUAGUCACGUGUUGGGGACUCACGCCGGAGACGAGAUCGACCGUACGGAGUGCGUCAUCCGCAUGAACGACGCUCCGACCUCUGGGUACGCAUCAGACGUGGGGAACCGGACCAGCGUGCGCGUCGUGGCUCAUUCCAGCAUAUUCCGGGUCGUCCGCAAACCUGCGGAGUUCCUCAAUCGCUCGGACAUCUCCGCCAUCAUAUUCUGGGGCCCGUCGUCAAAGAUCGGACGCGACUCGAAGGGAACUCUGUACCGGCUGAUCCAGAGAGUCAGUAUGACCUACACUAACCUGUCCUUCUUCGUCAUCGCGCCCAGCAAAAUGCAGAAGUUUGACACACUCUUUCAGAAAGAGACCGGCAGAGACAGAAAAAAGUCUCAGUCCUGGUUAAGCACGGGCUGGUUUACCAUGGUGAUUGCCAUAGAGAUGUGUGAUAGCAUCAAGGUUUAUGGGAUGGUGCCGCCAAACCAUUGUGGGAAACGCCCUCAGCCCAAACGAAUGCCCUAUCACUAUUACAAACCCAGAGGUCCAGACGAGUGUGUAACGUACCUGCAGAACGAGAGGGGGCGCUGGGGAUCACACCAUCGCUUCAUCACUGAGAAACAGGUGUUCGCGCACUGGGCCAAGCAGUACAACAUCAGCUACGCCCACCCAACGUGGUGAACAACACGUGAGAAAACGAUCCAACACAUCCAGCCUGGUGAGUUGGAUCCAACAUGGUGACCUUCUGAUCCAAAAUGGCUACCAUUUCAAACACAUUGCCUGCUCAGAAACAUUAUCCAGUAUGGCUGCUGGUUUCUCUUUAAUCUGGAAUAGAAACUGAGCCAAAAUGGAGGCUAUUCAGGGAUCCAAGAACAAGGAAGGGAUCUUUGUUUUCCUUUGGAAAAUGAACAGAUGGAACUUUAAUUGUCUUGAGCAUGACAUCUACCUAUUACUGCCAUAAAGUACACCACCUCUUACACCCAUAAUCCAUCAUUUCUCAGAGAAUGGAUGCCUUUUGGAAUGAGAAAUGCUUUGUAUCAGUUGCCAAGUGAAAGAUUCAGUUACAUCUUGUGGUACAAUCAGCACAUCUGAGUGUUAGUCAUGUGAAAAUAUCAGAGUAUCCGAAUGAGAACUGAAACAACUUUACAAGAUUGUUUUAUUUUGUAAAUAAGAACUAUGUAAAUUAUUCCAAAACAAACAGAACAUAUUUUUACAACUUUAUAUGGUUUUAAAAUGCCCUAAACCAAACAAUAUUACAAUAAACUAUUAAAAACACUUUUUAAACAACCAAGUAAAAGGUUAUUUUAAAUCAUAGUGUUUUUGGGAAGCUGUUGGAAUGGAGUUGUUUAUGCCUUUAUUAUCUAAAAACAAUAAAUAUAGUAAUGAUAAUAAUUAAAACAUCCACUACAAAGACAUGUCCGGGUCAUUUUUCACCACAAAAUUAAAAGAAAAAAUAAGAAAAUCUAUUAAUCCCGGGUGUACAGGAUCUAGAAGCAUUCAUGUUUUGCAUUAUGAUAAUUUUAAUGAUCCAGUUCUCAAUACUGAAAUGUUGAAAUUGAUUUCAAUUGUACAGUAUGUGUACAUGUUGUAAAGUAUUGUCAUAUUUGUUGCACUGAAUGUAAUAUAUGCUGAUUUAAAAAACAUUGUGUCCAUAUAUUAUGAUUUUCAUUACUGUAUUAUUAUACUGGAGUGUUAAUAUCAACUAAAACUAUUAAAAAUUAUCAUUAAUUGAAAUAAAGCUGAAAUAAAAUAAAAGUAUUAAAGUAUUAAAUGAGAUCUGUAGAUUAAAAAAUAAAAUAAGCUGAAGUACUAAAAUGACUAAAACUGAAAUAAACUAAACCCAAAUAAUUUAAAAAAACAAUAAUAUUGACAAAAGCACAUAUUGACAAUAUUGAAUACAUUGUCAUAUUUGUUGCGCUGAAUGUAAUAUAUGCUGAUUUAAAAAAAAAAAACAUUGGUGUCCAUAUAUUAUGAUUUUAACUAAAACUAUUAAAAAUCAUUUUCAUUGAUUGAAAUAAAGCUGAAAUAAAAUAAAAGUAUUAAAUGA
Molecule: messenger RNA, 2505 nt
Organism: Megalobrama amblycephala (Wuchang bream)
Lineage: Eukaryota; Metazoa; Chordata; Actinopteri; Cypriniformes; Xenocyprididae
Gene: st6galnac6
Product: ST6 (alpha-N-acetyl-neuraminyl-2,3-beta-galactosyl-1,3)-N-acetylgalactosaminide alpha-2,6-sialyltransferase 6
Exons: 6
Coding region: 219-1139 (306 amino acids)
Biological process (GO): ganglioside biosynthetic process; oligosaccharide metabolic process
Molecular function (GO): alpha-N-acetylgalactosaminide alpha-2,6-sialyltransferase activity
Source: RefSeq, a predicted model, not a curated record